AUGGCAGUUCUCUGCCCGCUGGUGUCUAUCAGAAAUCUUGAUCUAUGUUCUCCGGAUAGGAUUUCACAAUUCCAGACGAGUUGUCGGUGUUUCUUGUUAAAUUUUCUCGUGUGGAGGGCUGUGCGUAGCGGUAUCAUGAUUCAUUCUUGUUUGGAGUUGUCUUAUCGUACAAAAGCAUACGAUCAAGAGGAUUACUGUAGCAGGUUUUAGGCGCAUGCGAAGGCUGGAGACGUCAUCAAGCUCUGGAAACCUACAGAAGUUAUCGCGGCGCCUGGUGCUCAAGGAUAAGAAAGAGACGCUCUCACCAUCUAGGAACAGGUCCAUCAGCCUCGAUUGCGGUGAUGCUCGAGCCAUGAAAUUCUUCUCUUCCUCCGACGACACCAGCAUGGACGUGGUUGGUGGUCUCUCCGCCUCCCCCUCCGCCCCAGCCUACCUCAGCAACAAGGACGGAGAGCACUACAGUCCCAAGGUCAUGAGGGAUCUACGGCUGGCGGGAUAUUCCCAGAAGAAGAAAAGCCUUAGCAUUGAUGUUCCGGACAGUCAGCUACCCGGGAAAAGGAAGUCUGAAAAGGAGAAAAGGAGUCUUUAUGAUCCUAGCUCAUUGUUUGAUGCCGUAGAACAACAAGAUCUGGACUUGGUGAAAGUCAUCCUUGACAGCAAUUUUGUGGAUAUAAACAGCCUAAAUUCCGAGAAUCUCACAGUUCUUGACAUAGCCGUGAUGACCAACAACAUUCCCAUUGCCAAAAUGCUUCUGACUAAAGGCGCAAAGGAAAGUCCUGUGU
Aplysia californica (California sea hare) is the source of this 782-nucleotide messenger RNA. RefSeq names its product ankyrin repeat and fibronectin type-III domain-containing protein 1. The record is from RefSeq and is a predicted model, not a curated record. Lineage: Eukaryota; Metazoa; Mollusca; Gastropoda; Aplysiida; Aplysiidae. Gene Ontology annotation, biological process: regulation of establishment of bipolar cell polarity; establishment of mitotic spindle orientation. Gene Ontology annotation, molecular function: protein binding. Gene Ontology annotation, cellular component: spindle.